UGCAGCAUCUCUCUACUAAAGCUCUGUUUCAGAAACAGUUCAGAGCUUCAGAACAAGAGAUAGAAGAAGCACAGAGACAGAGAAUCACCAUGGAUGAGUUCAGAGGGAUUCAAACGGCUUUAUUUCUGAUGCUGCUGCUUCAGUUUACAGGAGCAGCAACCAGACAGAGUUUCCUCUCCCUCGCUGUCAGAGAUGGAGAUGAAAUCACUUUGCCUUGUAACAGUGUGAGAGAUGAUCAGAAUAACUGUGACAGAACUAGAUGGAUCUACACUGAUUCAAGCAGCAGAACAGCAGAUCUGGUUAGAGAUGGACAGAUUGAUAAACAGGCUGAAGAUAAAUCAGACAGACGUGUCACAGAGAACUGUUCUCUGGUUAUAAAGAAGCUCACAGAGAAGGAUGAUGGUCGUUAUGACUGCAGACAGAUCAGAUCAGGACAACGACUAAGUCCAGAUGCUGUGGUUUAUCUGUCUUUUGUUACCAUGACUGAACAGAAGAACUCUGAUGAGGUGACGUUAAACUGCUCUGUGUCAAUAUUAUAUAGACGAUGUAAACACACAGUGAAGUGGCUGUUUCAAGGUCUAGAUGUGGAAAAAGACAACGGAGAUCUAAAGACAUCACAGUCUCUCUGCUCAGCCUCUGUGACCUUCAGGACGUCUCAUUACAAUCAAACAUCAAGCUAUCAGUCAUUGAAGUGUAAUGUGACUGAUAGGGUCACUGGAACACCUCAGCUGUUUCCCUUCAGACUCUCAGGUGAGGAGACAACAACAGAAUCACCAACAACAACAUGUGGAAACUGCACAGAAGCAGGUAACAGCACCUAACACGAUAUCACACCACAGCGUGUAAUAGACCCACCUGUCCACCAGAGGACAGCGUGUAAUAGACCCA
Sebastes umbrosus (honeycomb rockfish) is the source of this 888-nucleotide messenger RNA. RefSeq lists its product as uncharacterized. Gene Ontology annotation, molecular function: protein tyrosine kinase binding; MHC class II protein binding. The record is from RefSeq and is a predicted model, not a curated record. Gene Ontology annotation, cellular component: membrane raft; external side of plasma membrane. Bases 90 to 821 code for a protein of 243 amino acids. The transcript has 4 exons. Gene Ontology annotation, biological process: T cell activation; interleukin-15-mediated signaling pathway; positive regulation of ERK1 and ERK2 cascade. Lineage: Eukaryota; Metazoa; Chordata; Actinopteri; Perciformes; Sebastidae.